GCGAUCGCAGCCCGGCGCCACCGAGCGCGGACCUCCGGCACGUCCUAGAGCGGCCGCGUGGGGCCCGGCCUCCGGCUCACUUCCGCUCGCUCGCGUCGCUGGCCCCGCGGACAGCUGGGCCUCAGUGCGGGCCUGCGCCUUUCUGCGCUUUUCCCGCAGGCUGCGGGCUUCAGGGAGAGGGUGAUCGCGAUCUGCAGCCUGGAGAACCACGGGUCCGGGGUCAAACGGGCCCAUGGGCCCAGCACCAUGAUGACGGCCGGAUUAUGAACUUCGUCCAAGGUGGAUCUCCGCUUUGAGAAAGGAAGCAGCUGUUUUUUGUCCAAGAAGACAGGGACCUAAUCUGGUUUGCUCAGUUAGUUUCUAGUGGCUUGGAAGGUGCAUUUCACAAAACACCCUUGAUUACAUUUCUAGCUACUCGAUCUAGUGGAAGAGUUACGAUUUUUUAAAUUUUGUUUUUCAGUUUUUAAUUUGGAAAAUUUCAAUAUACGAAAAUAUAAUGUGAACUCCUAAUUCGUGAUUAAUCUUGUUUCAUCUGUUACUCUCACUCCCACUGUAUUAUUGUAAAGAAAUCUAAAAUGUACCAUUCAAUCUGUUAAAUAUUUGCCUAUGUUUUAAAACAUAGUAACUCCUUUUUAAAACAUAAAACCAUUAUCAGCCUAAUUAACAUUUCAGAUUACCAUCUACUAUCCUGCCCAGCGUUUGCAUUUCCCCAGUUCCCACCCUCCCAAAUUUUCAGUUCAUACAAAUCAGUAUCCAAACAAGCUAUACACAUGUUGCAGUUGGUUGACAUCUCUUAACUCUUUUAGUCUUUUUUGUCCUCUUGUUUAUUUUUUCCUUGUAUUUUACUUGAAGAACUCAAGGCAUUUUCCUAUAAAGUUUCCUACAUCUUGGUUUUUACUUUCUCCUUCCCUUUAACAAUCUGGCAUUUAUGUCUAUAGCUUUUUUUGAGGUCCAGGUUCUACUUUUCUCAAGAAAACUUCAUAGACUCUCCUGUGUACUUCACGUUCCAUCGCCUCAGGAGUUGGAUGAGACCUUGUCUCUUUUUGUAAACCUUGUAGACAUGAACUACUUUACCUCAAGGUGACCAAAUAAUUGACCAGAGCAUCGUAGAAGGAUGCCAGCUAGUAACCGCAGAAGGAAUGAGAGAAUAUCACCUUUCGGCAACCCCUAAUGAAAUAACGGAUCCUGGCAAUGAGCAACAGUGGCUGUCAACAUCAGAAAAAGAGACAGCUAGACAACCGUGCCUCCUGAGGAAGUACCAUGUGCCACUUACCCAGCAUUCUUGGAGUAAUAGGGGUGGAAGAUGUCCAUGGAUGUGACAUUUCUGGGAACGGGCGCAGCAUACCCAUCCCCAACCCGGGGCACCUCUGCCGUGGUCCUUCGAUGUGAGGGCGAGUGCUGGCUCUUUGACUGUGGGGAAGGGACACAGACACAGCUUAUGAAAAGCCAACUUAAAGCAGGGAAAAUUACCAAGAUCUUCAUCACACAUCUUCAUGGAGACCAUUUCUUUGGCCUUCCUGGCCUCCUCUGCACAAUUAGCCUGCAGAGUGGCUCCAUGGUCACCAAACAGCCCAUUGAAAUCUAUGGCCCUGUAGGGCUUCGGGACUUUAUCUGGCGAACCAUGGAACUUUCUCACACGGAAUUGGUCUUUCCUUAUGUGGUCCAUGAACUGGUGCCUACAGCUGAUCAGUGCCCUACAGAAGAACUUAAAGAAUUUGCACAUGCGAAUCAAGCAGACAAUCCUCCCAAAGAGGGACAAGGAAGAAAUAUCCUAUUAGACUCAGAAGAAAACUCAUACCUUCUGGUUGAUAAUGAACAAUUUGUUGUAAAAGCAUUUCGCCUCUUCCAUAGAAUUCCCUCCUUUGGGUUUUCAGUCGUGGAAAAGAAACGCCCAGGUAAACUCAAUGCACAGAAAUUAAAAGACCUCGGUGUUCCACCAGGCCCUGCUUAUGGGAAGCUGAAAAAUGGAGUUUCUGUUGUUCUGGAAAAUGGGGUUACAAUUUCUCCCCAAGAUGUGUUAAAAAAGCCUGUCGUUGGAAGAAAAAUCUGCAUAUUGGGUGACUGCUCUGGGGUUGUGGGUGAUGGAGGAGUGAAGCAGUGUUUUGAAGCAGACCUAUUGAUCCAUGAAGCAACCCUGGAUGAUACACAGAUGGACAAAGCAAAGGAGCAUGGCCACAGCACACCACAGAUGGCAGCAACAUUUGCAAAGUUGUGCCAUGCAAAGAGGCUGGUUCUGACUCACUUCAGUCAGAGGUACAAACCUGUUGCUUUGGCCAGAGAAGGAGAAACAGAUGGUACUGCAGAACUGAAAAAGCAAGCUGAGUCAGUGUUAGAUCUCCAAGAAGUGACUCUAGCAGAAGAUUUUAUGGUGAUUGGCAUUCCGAUCAAGAAAUGAGACGAGUGUUCCUGAAUGCAUAUUGACAGGUCUAUGAAUGUGUUAUUGAAUGUGGAAUUACUGUCCAGUUUUUAAUUUUUUGUCUGAAGUGAUUUAGGCCCUAGUAAUCCUAAAUGGAUGGAGCUGCAUUGCUGAAAUGACUCAGUAGUGAGAAGGAGCAAGCUUUUUAUAAUAAACCAUUUUUAAAAGAAAGAAAGAAAAAAGACCCCCGCAACCUUCUUAAAGUCCACAUUUAACAAAAUGAUAGGCUGUUUAGGUAUACUUCUCAUUUUGUGCCAUUGCCACAGGUAGAAGUCAGUACUCCAUGCUUUCCUGGGCUUAGCUUUUGCCUACCUUUAUUGCAGUUAUUGGCAAAGUACGCAAGGCUAGACACUCUUGGUUCAAAAUGAUAUUUGGGCAGUUUGUGUUGAAUCUGUUCAUGUUAUUUACAGAAUAGAGAGAAAUGUAAUGAGAUAUUGGACAUGCAGGAUUGGUAGUAGAAUGACAAUAGCUUUGCUGGAAUACUGAAUGUUUAUCUUACAGUAUGUUAUUGAAUGUUCUAGUUUGCUCUUAAUCCAUCUAUGGUCCUCCGCUGGGGUUGUGUUGCACCCCUAGAAGGAAUUUUGAAAUGGGGAUUUCCUUGUCACAAUGACUGAAGGAGUGGUGGGUGGUGGUGGUGGUAUUAUGGGUAUUUAGGCAACAAGGGGUUAGGGAUGCUAGGUGUCCUGCAGAGGUUGGGUCAUUCCUGUACAAUAAAGAAUUAUCUCACCCCCAAAUGCAAAUAGCAGACCCACUGAGAUACAAAGCAAGUUAAAACUUACAUUCCCAAUGAGAAUAUACUUUACCAAUAUUAGUGACCUAAUGAUUUGAAUUACUAGGUAAGUCAAAUCCUACAACAAAUUAUAAAGAGUGAAUAUGUCAGAAUUAUAGUAACAUAUCAAAUAUUAUUUGAAAGAAAGGAGUCAUCAAGUGAAGCUUAUCAAUAUGGAAGUAAAAAAUGGUAUCUGUUAAACUGAGGCUUAAUUUACAUGUCAUUAUUAAUAAUUCUCAAAUCCCAAUUUUAAUACAUGCCCUUUCUGGAAUAGCUUUUCUUUCUGAGCUGCCUUCUACCUCCCCUUCAGUCUGCCAUGGGAUAUCUGACUCACUCACUGGUCCCCCAAAAAUGUGUUCCAUGGAAAGGUGGUCCUGAGUACUGAUUCAGUCAAAAGGGUUCCCUAAUCAAAUCAGCAUAUUAAAAACUGGGUCUAGAUGGUGGCACAGUGCUAGCACAGCCGAAUCAACGUGGGAGAAGUCCUAGGUUCACCUCCCAGGCCCUUCCUGAGUUCUCCAGGCUCUCAUGCACCUGUACAUGCCCAUGAUCUGGGCUGGCUGAGGCUGGGUUACAUGGAAGCAUGAAUACUGUUGGGAGGGGGUGUCUCUCUCUCACUUGCUCAUGGAAUGAAUGAAUGAAUAAACUUAAAAACAAAUACAGUAUUGCUUUGAGUGAUCACAGACCAGGUUUUGGGGCCAGACUCUGAUUUCAGUUUUAUUCUGUGCUUUAUGCUAUGAUCAUCUAGUACCUCUUUGUGGUCUGGAGCAGGUUACUUUCUCUGGGCUUCUUCAACUUGCUCAUCUCUUAAACCAGGAAAAAUAAUACCUACUUCAUAGGAUUGUGAAGAUCAAACAAGACAGUCCAUGUAAGGAGCAUAAUACUUUGCUUAAAAGUGUUGAAAAGUUCUACAGGACAGAGGACCAGCAACAUUCCAUCCAUUUAAUAGAUACUAUCUAGUAACAGCUUAGGGACCUACAGAGUUUUUAUAAUACGCACAUUUAAAAACAUUGUCAUAAUGUGUACUGUCCAAUUCUUUUGGGUUCUGAGGCUUCUCUGGUCAAAUUUUUUAACUUCUGGCUGGUUGUGGAGACCCCAGAGUAGUGAUGAUCAAGAAGGUAUGGUUACUUAAGAUCUCAAUCAUCCUGAUGCAGUCUCUAGAAUGUUUUACAGCUUUCCAACUCUAGGCUCUCUGCCUGCAGAGUACCCAAGUUUGGCCAAGCUUAAAGUAUGUCUUGAUUUACAAACUCGAUUCAAACAAACAUUAAUUAGACACCUACUAUUUGCCCAAACCUGUGUAAGAGAGAAUGGCUAAGACUAGUAUUCCCACUACAUGGAAGCUUUGCCAUUAGAAAUUAUGUUUUAGUCACCCUACUUUCUUAGAAAUGUCCACCCAUGAUAAGCACUCAGAAAUGAGUGUGCAAACUUGACAUAUUUCUGUGCCUAGCCCAUUUCAUUGUACUUGUCAUCAUCAUUGUACUUGUCAAACAAAUGUAACAAACAAACAAACUCACCCUUCACUGAGUACCAGGUAAGUGCCUGGCUUUACUGUGUUGAGAGCAUUCUAGCCCUAUAGCAUAAUCCAGUGGUAGGGACCAAUAAACAAAAGUAAAUAUGUAGUUCCUUUAAAUAUUCUGAUCAUCUAGCCUGACCCUCACAAUCUUGUUCCUGAGCAUUAACUGGUAGCUGGCUUGAGUCAGGCCCGGAUUCUAAUCAUGAUCUAAAAUAUAUGAGGGUUAGAUGCUCAGGGACCCUGGGAAAUGGAAAACAUAUAUUAGAUCCAGUGUAGGACAUUUGACCAUGGUGAGAAUUCUUUCUCAACUCUCUUUUGGUCUAGAAUGUUUAUUUGUAUUGAGUUUGUUACAGGUGAAUGCAGUUGUUGGAGAGAGAGAGAAAGAAGGAAAGUGAGAAUGCACCUCCCCCGCGAAUGGCCACACUG
Messenger RNA from Tupaia belangeri chinensis (Chinese tree shrew), 5121 nucleotides. RefSeq names its product elaC ribonuclease Z 1 (gene ELAC1). The record is from RefSeq and is a predicted model, not a curated record. Lineage: Eukaryota; Metazoa; Chordata; Mammalia; Scandentia; Tupaiidae. The transcript has 5 exons. Gene Ontology annotation, molecular function: 3'-tRNA processing endoribonuclease activity. Gene Ontology annotation, cellular component: nucleus. The coding region runs from base 1304 to 2395 and encodes 363 amino acids.